AUGGUUUUUUUUUUUUGUACAAAUUCUUACACUACUGUGCCAAUCACAGGUAUUUUGGAGCCUCAUGCAAUUGUGGGGAUCAAAUUCCGAGGCGACAAGUUAAUUGCCCUUCAGAAAAGGAAUGAUGAAAUCAUGCAACAACUUGAAGCAAUGCUUAUUGAAGAUGUUAAGCAUCAUGGUGUUGAUUCGACUGAGGCAAAUCGCAUACGAACGUUGAUUACCAAGCGGUCAGAAGACUUAAAGAAAGCUUACAGAGGAGUGACUGUGGAGCUUGCCGAUUUACAUGAUCGCCCAGAGCGAAUGUUUCUAAAGAAUGCAGUACAGGUUAGUAUGAUAUUCGAGCAUGAAUGUUUAAAUUACAUUGUUGUUAGAGUACUCUUACAGCAUGUCGUUGAUCUUGCAAGUUCGCGUAAUCUUUUCAAUCAGAUAUUCUCAUUAGAAACGGCGAAAGUCCAUAUGUGUGAGACGUAA
Angiostrongylus costaricensis is the source of this 471-nucleotide messenger RNA. The record is from the annotation of a GenBank genome assembly. NCBI's taxonomy places the organism in Eukaryota, Metazoa, Nematoda, Chromadorea, Rhabditida, Metastrongylidae.